AAUCGUUACCGGGAUCGGGAACGUGGAUGAAACACAUACUGCAGAUUUUCAAAGAAAACGCUUCUUUUAAGUUUAAUUAUUUUAACAGAACAAACAAUGCGGAAUUUUCUAGUUUCAGUUUUUCCGCCACGCUUUUGAUUUUCUAAAGUCUGUUUUUAAGUACGACCCACGCCAACUUUAGGUCAUUUUGGAUAUUUUAUCGAAACUUUCUUUGGAUUUUUGAAAGAAUAAUUGAAAAACAACAUGAACCCGCUGACAAUGUUUAAUUUCUUUAAUUGAGCCCUAUCAUUUACUGUUUAUAAUAAAUAUGAAAAAUGUGCUCAAGCUAAGCGAGCAGGAAUUGAAAAAUCCUUCAAAAUCAUCAUGGCAUGAUCAAUACAAGGAUAGCGCUUGGAUAUUUAUUGGAGGAUUACCGUAUGACUUAACAGAGGGAGACGUCAUAUGUAUUUUUUCACAAUUUGGAGAAGUUGUAAAUAUUAAUUUGGUAAGAGAUAAAGCGACUGGAAAACAAAAAGGCUUUUGUUUUCUAUGUUAUGAAGAUCAAAGGAGUACAGUUUUAGCAGUAGAUAAUCUCAAUGGGAUUAAGAUACUGGGAAGGUCAAUUCGUGUUGAUCAUGUAUUAGAUUACAAAACCCCCAAAGAGACGAAAAACAUAACUGCAGAAACAUUGAAACUACAAGAAGAAGGUUGUGAAGAGACUCCGAUCGUCCAUUAUGACCAAUCUAUCAAAGUAAAGGACGAGCCAGUGUCUCCUCAAAGGAAAAAGACUGACACACCAAAAAAACCCAAGAAAUUCAAAAAAGAAAAAAGCCACGAUAAAAGUGAAGGAAAAGUGAAAAAAGAGAAAAGUUCAAAGAAAAGAUCGAAAAUGCAUAAAAUAUCACAGAAAAAGAAGAGGUCUCGUAAACAUUCCCAGUCGGAAACAUCAUCAACCUCCUCGUCAUCAUCAUCGUCAUCUUCUUCUUCUUCUUCCUCAGAAUCCAGCACAUCUAGUGACUCAGACAGUAAUAGCUCUGACAGUUCCGACUAGACUAAAUUUGCCAAGUUUUGUAUAUAUUUGUAAUUAAAAUAUUUUUUUAACAUUUGAA
Cimex lectularius (bed bug) is the source of this 1088-nucleotide messenger RNA. Its product is annotated as RNA-binding motif protein, X-linked 2. The transcript is spliced from 6 exons. The coding region runs from base 308 to 1030 and encodes 240 amino acids. Gene Ontology annotation, biological process: mRNA splicing, via spliceosome. Gene Ontology annotation, molecular function: RNA binding. Gene Ontology annotation, cellular component: catalytic step 2 spliceosome; precatalytic spliceosome; U2 snRNP. The record is from RefSeq and is a predicted model, not a curated record. NCBI's taxonomy places the organism in Eukaryota, Metazoa, Arthropoda, Insecta, Hemiptera, Cimicidae.